GAUUUUUGCGUGUGCCAUUUAGAGCUUAUUUCUAUUUCAAUUGCCGAACUGUAUUUAAGUGCAUACAAAUUGGAGUUUAAGUGAAAUAUAGAUCCGCAGGAUGGAGGAGCAGGCCUGCCCGCGGUGUAAGACCACCAAAUACCGCAAUCCAUCGCUGAAAUUGAUGGUCAACGUUUGCGGCCACACGCUAUGCGAAUCAUGUGUGGACAUGCUCUUCCUCAAGGGCUCCGGCGCCUGUCCGGAAUGCAUGGUACCGUUACGGCGCAACAACUUUCGCGUGCAGCUCUUUGAGGAUCCCAUGGUGGAAAAGGAGGUGGACAUACGACGUCGCAUACUGCGAGACUACAACAAGCGCGAGGAGGACUUUGCCACGCUUGAGGAGUACAACGACUAUCUGGAGGAGAUCGAGGACCUAGUAUACAAUCUGUGCAACAACAUUGAAAUAAUCGAGACCAACAAACGCAUCGAGGCCUACAAGCGGGACAACCGCGACGUCAUUCAGCGCAACAAGACGCGCGUCGGUCGCGAUGAGUGCGCACUGGAGGAGCUGCUUGAGCUGGAGCGAGCACAGGAUGAGUCGCGCAAAAAGGAACUCGAAGAGCUGGAAACAGAGCACAAAAAGCAGAAGGCGCGCGACAAGCAGGCACUCAUCGAGGAGCUAAUGUACAGCGGCAAGGACGCUGCCACAAUUGUCAGCGAGUUCGCCGAGAAGGCGGAAAAACAGCGCGAGGAGGAGAAACAGCUGCCGCCACCAAAAACCGCCAACGAAUUCUCCACAGGCAUCAAGUUUGGCCAGACGGCAGACCCUAGCUUACUGCCAGUACCCAAAUCGGAGGAGGGUCCGCUGUUUGUUUACGAGCCGCUGUUACCCAUCACCGAGGGUCCCACGCCGCCGCCUAUCAGCGACGUCGAGUCCAUGGGCUACAUCUCACACAUGCGCUCCGAGACGCCUCAGGAAAACGCCGGCGGCUUUACUUCCACAAUGGCAUGCCAGCGGGCUCUGCAGGAGGCGCUGCAGUGCCUCUACUAUACGCCCACUGCCGGUGUAGGCGUCGGCCUUUAGCAGGACAAUUGAACAAAUAUUAUAGUUUAAAACUAACA
This is a messenger RNA of Drosophila montana, 1101 nucleotides long. It is a transcript of the gene Mat1, whose product is annotated as CDK-activating kinase assembly factor. NCBI's taxonomy places the organism in Eukaryota, Metazoa, Arthropoda, Insecta, Diptera, Drosophilidae. Gene Ontology annotation, molecular function: cyclin-dependent protein serine/threonine kinase activator activity. Gene Ontology annotation, biological process: positive regulation of cyclin-dependent protein serine/threonine kinase activity; regulation of transcription by RNA polymerase II; nucleotide-excision repair. The transcript has a single exon. Gene Ontology annotation, cellular component: transcription factor TFIIH holo complex. The coding region runs from base 101 to 1063 and encodes 320 amino acids. The record is from RefSeq and is a predicted model, not a curated record.